Messenger RNA from Amblyraja radiata (thorny skate), 589 nucleotides. Its product is annotated as sarcoplasmic reticulum histidine-rich calcium-binding protein. The transcript is spliced from 5 exons. The record is from RefSeq and is a predicted model, not a curated record. Lineage: Eukaryota; Metazoa; Chordata; Chondrichthyes; Rajiformes; Rajidae. The annotation marks the transcript as partial. Gene Ontology annotation, molecular function: calcium ion binding.
GUCUUUGUCCGUUGUUCCAACCCUUUACCCUUGUGUUCCCCGGCUGCAGGGGAUGAUGAUGAUGAUGAAGAUGAUGAUGAUGAUGAAGAGGACUACAAGGAUGGCAGUCUCUGCAGCUACUGUGCCUUCUGUGAGCACUGCGGGGAAUGCGACAAGUGCCCCUGUAAAGAGGGUGACAAGAGUGAGUACUGCGAAGACUGCCAGUACUGCCAGCUAUGCCACGUCUGUCCUGUCAUAUGUGAAACAGUUUGCAAGCCAGGGAGCUACGUAGAUGAGUUCUCAUCAACAAUAUAUCAAUCCAUUGCGAACAUAUUUGACCAGCCUGAGCACUAGACGGGUCCAUGUGUGGGCAGGGUCUCGGACAGAUGUCUCCCCGACGCCCCCAGGCCCAGGCACCUCCACCCACCACCCUGUGUCCCACACUGUGUGUUCACCUGACGGGCUCUCGUUACUGUUUUGUAAACUUCCUGCCCUGAGGAACCGCCACAGUAUAUACCCCCCCCUCCCCCACCCCCAACCCCGCUACAAUCAGUCUGAAGAAGGGUCCCGCCCCGAAACGUCACCUAUCCAUGUUCUCCACAGAUGCUGC